Molecule: messenger RNA, 1881 nt
Organism: Trichoderma citrinoviride
Lineage: Eukaryota; Fungi; Ascomycota; Sordariomycetes; Hypocreales; Hypocreaceae
Product: serine/threonine protein kinase
Exons: 4
Coding region: 1-1881 (626 amino acids)
Biological process (GO): peptidyl-serine phosphorylation; intracellular signal transduction
Molecular function (GO): ATP binding; protein serine/threonine kinase activity
Source: RefSeq, a predicted model, not a curated record
AUGGAUUCCAGUCGUCUGCAUCUCAACUUCGACAACUCACGGCCGGCCGCCAACGAUCGAGCCUUUCCCACGACGCCCUCGACCUUCCCCCAGCCCGUCUUCUCGGGCCCUCAGUCUGGCAGCAUGCAGUCACAGCAGCAGCAGCAGCCCUACGGCGCCGGCUACCCUCCCCAGGGCUACUUUGCGCAGAACCAGUAUGCUCAGCAGCAGUAUCCUGGCCAGGCCGUCACCAGCGACUAUCCCAACGCCGCCUACCCCCCGCAGGCUGGCACCAACGACCCAAACACGGGCCUCGCGCACCAGUUCUCCCACCAGAACCUAGGCGGCGGUGCCGCGAGGGGAGGUCAAUACGCUGCGCGAGGCCCGUCGUCUGGACGUCCGCGCACUGCUGGCGGCUCGGGGCAGCAGGCCAGCUACGGCAACUACGCGCCUCCUAUGCCGUCCCAGGGCGCCGUUUCGUCGCCCGAGUUCCAGCCCAUCCCAGAGAGGAACCCUGAUAAAUACGGCACCAAUGCCAACAGCAACCAGAAGAAGUGCUCUCAGCUGGCCGCAGACUUCUUCAAGGACAGCGUGAAGCGAGCCCGCGAGCGCAAUCAAAGACAGAAUGAGCUGGAACAGAAGCUGCAGGACCCCGGCCAGAGCGCAACUAGGAGGGAGCAGCUGUGGUCGACCGCUGGCCGGAAAGAAGGCCAAUACCUGCGCUUCUUGCGUACCAAGGACAAGCCCGAAAACUACAACACCGUCAAGAUCAUCGGAAAGGGUGCCUUUGGUGAGGUCAAGCUGGUGCAGAAGAAGGGCGACGGCAAGGUGUACGCCAUGAAGUCUCUGAUCAAGACUGAAAUGUUCAAGAAGGACCAGCUGGCCCACGUCCGCUCAGAACGUGAUAUCCUGGCCGAGUCCGACAGCCCCUGGGUCGUCAAGCUCUACACUACCUUCCAGGACGCAUACUUCCUCUACAUGCUCAUGGAGUUUUUGCCGGGUGGAGACUUGAUGACCAUGCUCAUCAAAUACGAAAUCUUCUCGGAGGAUAUCACGCGGUUCUACAUUGCUGAGAUUGUCUUAGCCAUUGAGGCUGUCCACAAACUUGGCUUUAUUCACCGCGAUAUCAAGCCUGACAACAUCCUGCUGGACCGUGGCGGCCACGUCAAGCUGACCGACUUUGGUCUCUCCACGGGCUUCCACCGUCUGCACGACAACAACUACUACCAGCAGCUGCUGCAGGGCCGCUCAAACCGUCCGCGUGACCGGACCUCCGUUGCCAUUGAUCAGAUUAACCUCACAGUCAGCAACCGAUCUCAGAUUAACGACUGGAGACGAUCUCGACGGCUGAUGGCUUACUCCACCGUCGGUACACCAGACUACAUUGCACCCGAAAUCUUCACAGGCCACGGCUACACCUUUGACUGCGAUUGGUGGUCGCUGGGUACCAUCAUGUUUGAGUGCUUGGUGGGCUGGCCGCCGUUCUGUGCCGAAGACAGCCACGACACCUACCGCAAGAUUGUCAACUGGAGACAAACCUUGUAUUUCCCUGAUGACAUUACGCUGGGUGCAGAGGCAGAGAACUUGAUUCGAAGCAUGGUCUGCAAUACCGAGAACCGACUUGGACGCGGUGGUGCUCAUGAGAUCAAGAGCCACGCAUUCUUCCGGGGCGUCGACUUUGACAGCCUGCGCCGCAUCCGCGCUCCCUUCGAGCCCCGGUUGACGUCCAACAUUGACACGACCUACUUCCCGACCGACGAAAUUGACCAGACGGACAACGCGACUCUGCUCAAGGCCCAGGCCAUCCAGAACCGCAACGGCCAGGCUCCCGAGGAGUCGCCCGAGAUGAGCCUGCCCUUCAUUGGCUACACUUUCAAGCGGUUCGAUAACAACUUCCGAUAA